UUAUCUGACAGUGGGCGCAUUUUUGACAUUUUUGGUACAUGUUGUGAAUUGUUCACGUGUGUCCGUAGUUUUAUCUGUUUCCAUUUUGUAGGAUGAAGCCGAUAAUUGAUUCUGAAUCGGUAAAGUUGGACAAAAAAAGCAGCCCUCAGAAUAUCAAGCAAAAACUUUUCAGACAAGAUGGUACAAACAAAAGUGACAUAAAAGUAUAUAUGCGUAUGCAUUCAAAGAAGAAACGGGAAAAGUACAUUAAAUCUACAGUCGAGGAUAAAACGACUGAAUCUGAACAAAAUACUCUUUUGACAUCUGGUCUCAAGGUGGACAGUCAGUUAGAGGAAUCUGAUCGCUUAAGAUCAAAGAAGAAAACUCGGAGGGAGAAAAAUAAAAAUGUAACAAAGCGUUUGCCCGAACAUCCUGAUUCUAUUAUGAGCAGUAAAGACCAUUGUAGCGUAAGCAGUCAGAAUUGUCUAUCUCUACUCAUCACCAACCUACCCAAACACAUAAAUUAUUCAAUGCUCAAAGAUGCCAUACCAUCGGCUGCACGCUUGCAUCUAUUCAGGAAAUCUGGAAAGCGUUUAGCGUUUGCCAAUUUCUAUACCAUGGAUGACUAUUCAAAUGCCAUUAGUCGUUUGGAGGGACUUGAGUUUGACGGGGUCAAGCCAUUGUUUAGGCAAGUUACACGCCAUGAAAAAACUGAAAAGAAGAAACCUGAGAGUGGUGAAUUGAGGCUGACUAUUCAUAAUUUACCAUACUCUAUUACUAUAACUGAGUUAGAAGAUGAAUUUCCUACAGCCAAAUCAAUCAUAAUAAAUACGAAGAAAACUGGAGUUAAUAAAGGAUCCUGUUUACUUGAGUUUGAAUGUCAUGAUGAUCUUCAAGUUGUUCUGGAUGCUUGUCAGAAUAAAGUGAUCGGUGGUCGCCGUGUAUCUGCCUUGUCCGGUCUUCAUUUUGAAAUUAAAUCCGAAAACACUAAAGCAAAUACUAAAGAAGCCACUACAUUUAGCAUAAAAAUAUGCAAAAUGUCUACAUCAAUAGAAGAUGAUCGACUUCGACAGCAGUUUCCAUUGGGAUCCAUAAUUGAAUAUUGUUCAGUGCCUACUAGUAAUCCAUCAUGCAGAAAUGUAUUUCUCACUCUCAGGAACAAUAUAUCUAAUCAAUUAAUUGUUAAAAAACUUCGUAGAAAAGGUAUCGACCAACAUCGCCUGCACAUACAAUCAUGGUACAAAAAGGACUUCAAAUCUCAAAAAAUUGAGCUAAAGCCACCAACUGACGGUAACAAAAACAAAAUUGAUGAACCGAAAUUAAAGGCGAGUGGUUCAGCUGAAAAUGGUGAAAUGACAUUUUCAGAAUCAGAUAAAAAGAAUAAAUCAAAAAAACAGAAACUUGAAAAAAUGGAUGUCUCUUUGGAGAAUACUAAACUUGUGGCUUCAGACUCAGCCAAUAAAAAGCACAAAUUGAAAAAACGGAAAUAUGAGUGCGUAGACGUAAAUAUGAUCGAUUCGCAUUCGUCGAACACUCCACAGUCUCAUAAGAAAAAGGAGUUCAAAACCAAAGAAAGAAGUCACAUCGGUGACAAUCCAAAACACAUAGUAUUCGAUCAAGGUAUGUUUGUGUGUAAAUUUAAAUUCUUGGGGAAAGUCUAUAUUGUUUCGCAAAUCCAAUUUUUGAAUCAAUGAAUCUUGCAUUCUUGACAACUGAUGUUCAAGAGAAAUUCAGUAUUCUUCAUACAUGCACACACCUACAAGGUAUUGAAGUUAACCUUAAAAAACAUCGACUUAGUUUCGAGAAACCUAGAAGCAUAUUUCAACAAGCGAUCCCCUAAGGACUAGUUGCUCCAAUGAUGAAAAUUUUUCAUUCUUAUGCCCCCCCCCUAAUGCUACUUUUACGGUCCAUGACGCACGAUAGUAAUCUUACAAAUCACCAAUGAUUUUAAUACUGGUAUUUACUUCGAUUUCAGCUAUAUCUAAGCAAUUAUUUGGUAGAUUGUGUUUAAAUUAUAAUUGUUUUCACGUUUUCUGAUCUUUCUAGAUGGCUAAUAUAUUUGUCAUUGCACAGAAAAUAGUUAUGUCUCUAAUGUUUUUAAAAAUAUUCAUUUCUCGGAGUACCCUCUCAUUGGUAAAUUUGUAGAAAUGAUUUAAAUAUUAAAGUUAUCUUUUCACAGUUAAUAAA
This is a messenger RNA of Schistosoma haematobium, 2166 nucleotides long. RefSeq lists its product as uncharacterized. The record is from RefSeq and is a predicted model, not a curated record. Gene Ontology annotation, molecular function: mRNA binding. The transcript is spliced from 12 exons. The coding region runs from base 93 to 1673 and encodes 526 amino acids. Gene Ontology annotation, cellular component: nucleus; cytoplasm. Lineage: Eukaryota; Metazoa; Platyhelminthes; Trematoda; Strigeidida; Schistosomatidae.